AUGGGGUCCUCUCCACAUACAGUCAGAAGACUGCCUUCCCCUGCCCACACUCCAGUCAGAAGACUGCCUUCCCCUGCCCACACUCCAGUCAGAAGACUGCCUUCCCCUGCCCACACUCCAGUCAGAAGUCUGCCUUCCCCUGCCCACACUCCAGUCAGAAGUCUGCCUUCCCCUGCCCACACUCCAGUCAGAAGUCUGCCUUCCCCUGCCCACACUCCAGUCAGAAGUCUGCCUUCCCCUGCCCACACUCCAGUCAGAAGUCUGCCUUCCCCUGCCCACACUCCAGUCAGAAGUCUGCCUUCCCCUGCCCACACUCCAGUCAGAAGUCUGCCUUCCCCUGCCCACACUCCAGUCAGAAGACUGCCUUCCCCUGCCCACACUCCAGUCAGAAGUCUGCCUUCCCCAGCCCACACUCCAGUCAGAAGUCUGCCUUCCCCAGCCCACACUCCAGUCAGAAGUCUGCCUUCCCCAGCCCACACUCCAGUCAGAGGUCUGCCUUCCCCAGCCCACACUCCAGUCAGAAGUCUGCCUUCCCUAGCCCACACUCCAGUCAGAAGUCUGCCUUCCCCAGCCCACACUCCAGUCAGAAGUCUGCCUUCCCCAGCCCACACUCCAGUCAGAAGUCUGCCUUCCCCAGCCCACACUCCAGUCAGAAGUCUGCCUUCCCCAGCCCACACUCAUGUCAGAAGUCUGCCUUCCCCAGCCCACACUCCAGUCAGAAGUCUGCCUUCCCCAGCCCACACUCCAGUCAGAAGUCUGCCUUCCCCUGCCCACACUCCAGUCAGAAGUCUGCCUUCCCCUGCCCACACUCCAGUCAGAAGUCUGCCUUCCCCUGCCCACACUCCAGUCAGAAGUCUGCCUUCCCCUGCCCACACUCCAGUCAGAAAACUGCCUCUUUCAUUGAUCAUAGAAAAAUUAAUUUCUUUUAAUAACAGCGUUGGACAAGCGGAGAAUGCAAAUGAUGUCAUAUGA
Molecule: messenger RNA, 972 nt
Organism: Biomphalaria glabrata
Lineage: Eukaryota; Metazoa; Mollusca; Gastropoda; Planorbidae
Exons: 2
Coding region: 1-972 (323 amino acids)
Source: RefSeq, a predicted model, not a curated record